Dichomitus squalens LYAD-421 SS1 is the source of this 3023-nucleotide messenger RNA. RefSeq lists its product as uncharacterized. NCBI's taxonomy places the organism in Eukaryota, Fungi, Basidiomycota, Agaricomycetes, Polyporales, Polyporaceae. The transcript has 2 exons. The record is from RefSeq and is a predicted model, not a curated record. The coding region runs from base 1 to 2631 and encodes 876 amino acids.
AUGUCGGAGCUCACUACCACCAGAACCACUCGACACUUUCGCACCUUGCGCAACAAAUGUACCGCCCUCAAUUCCUUGAUUGUUGCCCCGCCGAAACCCACUGUCACAAUUACCUAUGGCCGCUCCUCGCAAACAAGACAACCAAUCAAAGACGAUGAGCCACCCCCACUAGCUAUCCUGCAAUCCCUUGAUAAACUCGGGGCACGACUUCAUCUCGACCGCGCGAUCAUUCAGAACAUGCAACUGUCCAAGCGCAUCUACGAAGUCAGGGACACUUUUAGGAACAUCGUCCAAGCUUCUUUCGAUGGUUCCCGGGAACAACUAGGAGAAACGCAUGAGAUUCCCUCUCUCACCAGCAUUUGUGCUAGGAUGAUCGGAGAGCUCGCUCAGUCCGAAGCGGAGGCAGCGGUUCACGAAGACCCCAGUUCCGAAGGUCGUGAAGACCAGAUCCGUUCACAGACCAUCGAAGGCCUAUACGAUAACGUCCCAACGCAAUACAGACACUUCACCCUCGUGGCGCAUGCGCUAACAUACAUCUUGGACACAUGUCCGCACCAUCCCACUCUCCUCAACGCGCUCCUCGAAGUCUGCGUAUCCUUUGGCUUGGAACCCGAAGCUCGCAUUGUCCUGCUACAGCUUUUCACCGUGGCCAUUCAGCCUCGCCCACAUUCCACUUGUCCAUGUCCUCUUACACACCCUGCACACAAGAACUUCCUAACCUCCCUCCGCGACACCUGCACCGGCUCUGUCCCACUCUCCAGCGUUCCAGUGACCGAUAGUAACCCCGUCAUCAACAACCGGACUUACACCCGCAUCCUCGUCGACGCGCUCUCGCAGCCCUGCCCAGAGCAGAUGCAUGCCUGGACGUCAAGGGCCGUCACCAAGCUCGCCCGCGAUCUACGAGAGCACGACUUCGAGGGAUGCUUCGUGCCUCUGUGUGCUGGGCUGGCCCAUUCUAUCCACCAGGUCGCCAGGUCGAGACAGAAGUCGGAUAGCUCCAAGCACGGCAAGACGCUCGACGACGUGCAUACCGAGCUGCGUACCGCCGCCAUGGAGCGGCUGGCCAAGUGGGUUGGGUCCAUGCUCGACAGGCUGCACGCCCGCGCGUACACGCCGAGCGGUGCUGUAGGGCUGGAUUACCGAGCUUGCGUCGACUUCCUUGUAGAUAUCGAGCCGCUUCGUCUACACAUUAGCACAGAGCCAGCGACGUCGCCAACGACAUGCCUAGCCGACGCCCUCUGCUGUCUCGCUGUGUACUGCCUCGUGUCACUCCCCGCACCUCCAUCGCCCACCCUCAAUCCCGACCUCCUCGUCCUGGAGAGCCUCCUCCACACAGCGCACGUCAAGAACACGACCUUCGACGGGCUCGUCUCCCACGUCUUCCCACUCCCCUCACUCGCCGUCUUUCACCCUCCCCUCCCACAAACUACGGAAGAGACCCCCACAACCCCUCCGACCCUGCCCACACCGGGCGAUGGCAGCGCACCCGCGAUCGACGCCCUCGCAGCUCCACUCCGCGCGCGGGGCCUCCACACGUGCGAAGUCUCGCUCUACAUCAGUGCGAUGCAGCACGUCGAGGAGCUCAUCGCUGCUCCUGUCAUUUAUUCCAGCCCUUCACCGAACCUAGAAAGGCAGCCGCUCAGCGAGAAGGAGCUAUUCGACCUCCGGCUGCAGCUCAUGGAUCGCGUCGAGGACGCCGAGCGGCGCUGUUAUGGCGGCGCAAGGCAUGGUGCGUCACGGGCUCCCGAAGGAGAACAAGAGUGGGUGUGGGAGGAGCUUGUUGGUUCUUGGGUGGUCAAGUCCCCUGCGGUCAUCAAGGCGAAGGCGAUGAGGGAGAAGGAGUUGGCUCGGGCGAGCAAGCGGCGCAAACUCGAAGAUGGACGUGCUGCGGCGACGAGGGUGCAGGCUCCUGCCACGAGCUCUAGUCGCUCUGCCUCCCGGGCCCUACCCCACUCGCACGAGAAGGAGAACUCUUCUGAACAUGACGAUGAGAAAUCGGACGAUGAGGAAGGCGAGCCUACCCCAGCUCCCAGGCGCAUCCGCAGCUUCGCCACCGUUCUCUCCGACUCGCGUCAGAACGUCAUCUCUCUCCGUGGCGAGCGCACAGCCAAAAAUCAGACGAAGGCGAAGCCGCAAGAGAAGGCAAAGCCUCGGGCAUCCGCACCCUCUCGCCUCCCGCAUGUCUUCGCCAUUCCCGAAUCGCCCGCGAGUGCGAGCGUGUCGGCCCCUGCGCCCUGGACGCCAGUUGCCCCGCGGCGCCGCCUCAACUUCGCAACUGCGCUCGCGGACUCGCACAAGAAUGCGAUCUCGUUGCGCGAGGAGCGCGCACGGCGAGAGCAGGGGAAGGCUUCCUCUGUCGCGCAUUCGCACUCACGAUUGAGCUCGCACUCGCACUCGACCAACCGUAAGCGGCCAUUUCACGCGCUCGGGAGAAGGUCCUCGGCGAACGAGGACGAGGACGAGGAAGAGGGGUAUGAGAAGGAGGUUGGGCGGCGAAACACGCGCGUGGACCUCGAGCCUGGAAGUAGCCCCGUGCGCAAUGCGUACGUCGAGCCGUCUUCGGACGACGCGCUGAACUUGUUCGCGUAUCCUGACUCGUCGCCUGUCAAGAUACGUCGCUGCGGGGCAUAGGGAGAAGUUCCGCGAUAUAACAUCCAGCACGCGUCAAGCGCUAUGCUACGCGGAACCUGGCGUUUUCGUCCCUCUUCGCCUCCAACAUCCAGAUAUAAGCACCAAUCACGCGUCCUUUCUUUGACCCCUCUGGCAUGGUACAUACAUACAGGACUAGCCGAACCGACGGCAGAUGAAUGUAGGGUUCUUCGUGCCUCCCGCAGCUGCAUCUAUCGAGCAACCACUUAUAGCUCUCUGUGCGUCCGAACUCCGGCUCAACUCGUCACGCUCGUUGUUCAACACUCGGCGAUGUAGGUAUCAAGCUAGUUAGGAAGUCGCUCGACUAUCAUGUUUGCUUCAUUGAGGAGGCAAACGAGGGUAGAGAUGUUGAAUCUUGACAAUGUACCAUUCUA